GUUAGAUUUUACAACUAAACCAUCUAAGUACUAACUAUAAUAUACAACACGCAUAGAUAAGCACUACGUGUAGAAUGUUUCCUCUUUGCCAAAGGCUUGAAGUGUAAACGGGCACAAGCCAGCUAGAUUAAUCAGACUGCCAAACAGAGAUAUCAACCUAGCCCCAAUAACAACACCUAUAAGAGAUAUACCAGGUUUGGUGCAAUAUCAUUCAUUUUGGAGGCUAGGUUAUGAUGUUGUACUCUAUGCCCAUAGAAGUCUGUCACUAGGUGAGCAAAUCGUUGAAUAUCCAUUGUGUCAAUUGGAGACAAAUCAUGCCCUACAUGGAUUCUUACAGUUGAACUUUUACGUUUCUUGAAUGACAAAUUCCCCAAAGGCGAUUAUUGGUGUAUUUACGAAAAGUCCCGCACUUGCAAUACUAAAUAUUCGUCACAGAGCAGAUAAAUAUACUUGGGGGCUCCUCAAGGGGAUCCGAAUUAAUUUUGAGAGAUAUAUGGGGUUGAACCCCGGUGAUCUUGAAAAAGCCCAGCGUAGCCUUGCACGUAGUUAUAGCAGUGCUAAGGAGUGGUUUGGACGUCACUUCCCUGAGUUGGUGAAGUUGGUUGAUAAUGGUUAUCUCUAUGCAAGAGUUGUAAAGGUGAUAGAAGACAUUGAUAAUGGUUAUCUUUAUGCAAGAGUUGUAAAGGUGAUAGAAGACAAGUCAAUGCUGACUGACAAUCACAUUUCAACCUUAGCAGAUAUCCUUGGAGAUGAAGACAAGGCAAAGGCUUUUGUAGAAGCUACUAAAGCCUCAAUGGGUAGGACAUACCUUGUACCUAUCUAUUUUUACGUAUAAAUAACUUUUAUGUUAAACUAUAUAUGUCUAAUUAUUUGUUCAAUUGCAUUUUCUUACAUGUAGGGCAUGAUUUGUCUCCAAUUGACACAAUGGAUAUUCAACGAUUUGCUCCUUGGUGAUAAACUUCUAUGAGCAUA
This is a messenger RNA of Cuscuta campestris, 972 nucleotides long. Lineage: Eukaryota; Viridiplantae; Streptophyta; Magnoliopsida; Solanales; Convolvulaceae. The record is from the annotation of a GenBank genome assembly.